UGAAGAUGCAGGAAAAGCUUGCAAUAAAUAUUAAUCGUCGGCCUGCACACACUUCCGUUAUAAAUGUUAUUAUUGGACGUUAAUGUUAGUAAACAAACUGAAGGGUUUUCAUCAGAAAGAACUUAAUUUGCCAUAAAGAAGCGCUAUUGAUUCGCAAUGGAAGGUCAAGAGUUUAGCGAAAAUCUGGAGGAGAUCGAAGAUGAGACUUUCGACGGGGAGAAGUCCGCGAGAACCUCAGAUGAAAAUCGCAAACAGAACCACAGUGAAAUAGAGAAGCGACGGCGGGAUAAGAUGAACACGUACAUCAACGAGCUCUCCUCUAUGAUCCCCAUGUGCUUUGCGAUGCAGCGUAAACUGGACAAGCUGACGGUGCUCCGGAUGGCAGUACAGCAUCUACGGGGCAUCCGUGGCAGCGGCAGCUUGCAUCCCUUCAACGGAUCCGACUACAGACCGAGCUUUCUCUCGGACCAGGAGCUCAAGAUGAUCAUUCUGCAGGCGUCGGAGGGAUUCCUCUUUGUGGUGGGUUGUGACCGGGGACGCAUCCUGUACGUCUCCGACUCGGUUUCCAGUGUGCUAAACAGCACCCCGGCGGAUCUGCUGGGACAGAGCUGGUUCGAUGUCCUGCACCCUAAGGAUAUUGGCAAGGUCAAGGAGCAACUGUCGUCGCUGGAGCAAUGUCCCAGGGAAAGGCUCAUCGAUGCGAAAACCAUGUUGCCCGUAAAGACCGACGUUCCGCAGAGCUUGUGCCGCCUGUGUCCCGGUGCCCGACGUUCCUUCUUCUGCCGCAUGAAGCUACGCGCCGCGAACAACAACCAGAUCAAGGAGGAGUCGGACACAUCUUCCAGCUCUCGUAGCUCUACGAAACGCAAGUCCAGGCUGAGUACGGGCCACAAGUACCGGGUGAUCCAGUGCACGGGCUACCUCAAAUCAUGGACACCCAUCAAGGACGAAGAUCAGGACGGAGACAGCGACGAGCAUACAACGAACCUCUCCUGCUUGGUGGCAAUAGGUCGUAUUCCCCCCAACGUCCGCAACUCCACCUUACCCGCCUCGCUGGACAAUCAUCCGAACAUUCGCCACUUGCUCUUCAUCUCGCGGCACUCCGGCGAGGGAAAGUUUCUGUUCAUCGACCAGCGUGCCACCCUCGUGAUCGGCUUCCUGCCUCAGGAGAUACUAGGCACAAGCUUCUACGAGUACUUUCACAACGAAGACAUCGCCGCCCUGAUGGAGUCCCACAAGAUGGUGAUGCAGAUGCCGGAAAAGGUCACCACACAGGUCUACCGCUUCCGGUGCAAGGACAACAGCUAUAUUCAGCUGCAGAGCGAGUGGCGGGCCUUUAAAAAUCCCUGGACGAGCGAGAUUGACUACAUAAUUGCUAAGAACUCGGUCUUCCUUUAAUAUUUACUAUAAUCCAACAUUUUGAUACAGUUCCAAAGAUAAUCCAUCGUAUCGUGUUGCUGGCGCCGGCGAUUGAAAUUUCAUAUCCGAUGUACAAACACUACUUAUUGGAUAAGCUCAUCAUUUUUCUACCACAUCAAUUAAAUUAAUGUACAAAUUAAAAAAAAAAAAAAA
Molecule: messenger RNA, 1572 nt
Organism: Drosophila elegans
Lineage: Eukaryota; Metazoa; Arthropoda; Insecta; Diptera; Drosophilidae
Product: protein cycle
Exons: 5
Coding region: 157-1398 (413 amino acids)
Biological process (GO): regulation of transcription by RNA polymerase II
Cellular component (GO): cytoplasm; aryl hydrocarbon receptor complex; nucleus
Molecular function (GO): protein dimerization activity; RNA polymerase II cis-regulatory region sequence-specific DNA binding; DNA-binding transcription factor activity, RNA polymerase II-specific
Source: RefSeq, a predicted model, not a curated record